Messenger RNA from Camellia sinensis, 770 nucleotides. The record is from RefSeq and is a predicted model, not a curated record. Lineage: Eukaryota; Viridiplantae; Streptophyta; Magnoliopsida; Ericales; Theaceae.
GUAUGGAAUAGAAUCACAUCCAAGGAAACUCAUCUUUGAUUGGUCCACGUACUGAUUUAGCACUGUCCCAGCUUGGAUUCUUUUGUCCUCUCCUCUCUCGCGUUGUGGUGUGUGUUGUGUCGUAGAGGUCCAUUUUGUCUCUCCGGUAAUCAUUCAUACCUUUGUAUUCGUAUAAAUUACUACUAAUAAUCCAUAGCGACGGAAAAGGCAACCAAAAAAAUAAUAAAAAGUUCACCGGAGAGACCAAUCUAAGGCUCAGAUCUCUCUCUCUCUCACCAUCAAUGGGUCUCUGGGAAGCUUUUCUCAAUUGGCUUCGAAGGAUUUGAGAGGUUGGAAAAUUAGGAAAAAAAAUUUAGCUGCACCCUUGAUUCCUGUAAAUUUGAGGCGUAGCAAGUGUUUGGAGUAAGGAUUUAACCACUUUGGAAGGGUGAAUGAUGUAAUUCAUGUGAGCAUUGGACAUUUCAUUAUAACCAUAAAUUGGGUAUGCCUUCCUGCUUUUUGACAUGGAUCUGCCGUAUGCCUACAUGUAACUUCCUCUUUUUUAAGCAGGAAAUGGAGCUUUCUUUGAUAGGGCUUCAGAAUGCUGGAAAAACUUCACUUGUAAAUGUCAUUGCUACUGGUGGAUAUAGUGAAGACAUGAUCCCUACAGUGGGAUUCAAUAUGAGGAAAGUAACUAAAGGGAAUGUUACAAUAAAGUUGUGGGAUCUUGGAGGUCAACCCAGAUUUCGUAGUAUGUGGGAGAGAUACUGUCGCGCGGUUUCUGCUAUUGU